AUGAGAGUUGUAUUUUGGGGGGACACGGAGGAUUUGGAUAGCAAAGUACUGGCUGGAGAGUCCCCGAAGAGACGGAAAUCCUGGGAGCCAGGAUUGGGAACAGAAAGGUUUUGCUUUUUUGGCCAUGAGAUCAGCAUCCAAGAAUCGUUUGAAUCAUAUGGUGCACUCACCUGGCCUGGGGCAGUGGCUCUCUGCAGGUACCUGGAAGCAAAUCAUGAGCAUAUCAGUCUGCUAGAUAAGGCAGUGCUGGAGCUAGGAGCAGGAACAGGACUGGUGUCCAUUGUGGCCUGUUUAAUGGGUGCUUGGGUGACUGCCACAGAUCUGCCUGACAUCAUGGACAAUCUGAACUUCAAUCUCUCACGCAACACACGGGGUCGCUGCAAGUACACACCUCAGGUGGCCCAGCUGAACUGGGGGGAAGACCUGGACCAUCAUUUUCCCAGUUCUAUCUAUAACUAUGACUACAUCCUAUGUGCAGAUGUUGUCUAUCACCACAACUGUCUGGAUGAGCUUCUACUCACCAUGAAGCACUUCUGCAAACCUGGAACAACCCUGCUCUGGGCCAACAAGAUCCGCUUUGCUGCAGACCUGAAUUUCAUUGAAAGUUUUAAGGCGGCCUUCAACACCAUACUGCUAGUGGAGGUUCCAGAGGAGAUGGUGCGAAUCUACCAAGCCACUGCACAAGAGUGAAUGUGAGAAGACACCAAGAGCAAAAGACAGCAACUGAACUACUAAAACUAGAUUAAAAAGAAAACUUGCCUAUAUAGUUCACAAAAUUACAUAAAAAUAUUUAAAAAUGUCAA
Messenger RNA from Ictalurus furcatus (blue catfish), 803 nucleotides. RefSeq names its product methyltransferase 21C, AARS1 lysine b (gene mettl21cb). Gene Ontology annotation, biological process: peptidyl-lysine methylation. Gene Ontology annotation, cellular component: cytoplasm; cytosol. Gene Ontology annotation, molecular function: protein-lysine N-methyltransferase activity. Bases 1 to 690 code for a protein of 229 amino acids. The record is from RefSeq and is a predicted model, not a curated record. NCBI's taxonomy places the organism in Eukaryota, Metazoa, Chordata, Actinopteri, Siluriformes, Ictaluridae. The transcript has 5 exons.